AUGGCGACUACAAGCCCUCAUUCCGGCGAGAAUGAAGACGAUCCAUCCCUGAACCCCUUCAAGUACUCCCAUGAUGACGACGAUCACCACUCGCAAGAUGCUUCUCCCGCAGACCCUAAAUCACUACCACUCCAGAAGAGGCGCCGUGUCGGUCGUGCAUGCGAUGAGUGUCGCAGGAAAAAGAUCAAAUGUGAUGGCAAACAGCCUUGCACACAUUGCACAGUUUAUAGUUAUGAGUGUUCGUACGAUCAGCCUUCUAACCGCCGACGAAAUCCCGCUCCGCAAUAUGUCGAGGCCCUGGAGAACCGCCUCCAAAAGGCCGAGGCUCUCCUCCGGACUGUCCUACCAAACGUCAACCUCGAUGACCCGCAACUAGACGUACAUGCGACUGAACAAAAAUUCGUUGAAGCACAGAAAGAGAAGCAAGCGACCGAGAGCUCGAAGCCCUCGACCGCAUAUGGAGACACGGCGCCAGAAGCGGGGGAUGAGGGGCUGCUUGAGACUAUGGUUGAUAAUUCAGGCUGCUUGGACCGAGACGAUCAGGGCCAUUGGGAUUAUCAUGGACACACAUCAGGGAUAAUCUUCGUUCGUCGGUUGCGCAAACAGCUCGGUGCGGCGGAACUUACGGGUCCGAUGGCACGAUCGCGCUCCUCGAUCACUGCGCAUAUGAUCGGGAGCCCGAAGUCGUUGUCCGAAUCGCCUCAGGACUCUACCUUGCCUCCCACUCAUGAUUUGCCUCCGCGUGAGGUCGCUCGCCGUCUAUGUCACAAUGCGAUCGAUCACGCCUGCUCCUUGAUGAGAUUUGUGCACGAGCCGUCAUUCUAUGCAAGUUUGGAGCGCAUAUACGACACUCCCCCAGAACAAUUCUCGAAUGAGGAAAACUCGUUUUUGCCGCUCUUGUAUAUUGUCAUUGCGGUUGGCUGCUUGUUCUCGGAUGAUGGAUCAGGACAAGGCACCCUGGAUUUAUCUGGCUACGAGGGUGCAAUCGGUCAGGGAUUCCAAUUCUUCAAGGCCGGACGACAACUUCUCGAGAUCACUGAUUGCCGUGACUUGCCUUCUCUCCAGGCGAUUUGCUUCAUGGUCCUGUUUCUUCAAUCUUCUGCAAAGUUAAGCACUUGUUAUUCUUAUGUGGGAAUUGCGCUUCGUUCAGCGCUGCGAUUAGGUCUCCAUCGCAGCGUUGCGGCCGAUUUCAACCCUAUUGAACGAGAACUUCGAAAGCGCAUUUUCUGGGUCGUCCGCAAAAUGGACGUAUACGUCAGCACACUCUUGGGUCUCCCUCAAAUGUUGAGCGACGAUGACAUCGAUCAGGAGUACCCAAUGGAGGUUGAUGGGGACUUUAUUACGACAGAAGGAAUCACACAACCACCAUCUAACUAUACGCCGCUGAUGGCAGGAUGCAAUGCGCACACCCGUCUUUCGAACAUCAUUUUGAAGGUUGUCAAAUACAUCUAUCCGGUCAAAAAUGCUCGCUAUCGCUCCAAGUCUGACCAGCGAUACAUGGUCAGCCAUUCUAAAAUUCGCGAAAUCGAGCGAGAUCUACAGAACUGGAUGGAGGAAUUGCCUCCGGCCCUACGACCGGGUACAGAGGUGUCCCCCCAGCUGGAGCGUGUCCGACAAUUGCUGCGUAUUAGCUAUGCCCAUGUACAGAUGGUGAUGUACCGCCCAUUCCUCCAUUAUGUAUCUGGGGGUUCACAGGCACGCGGGGUGGACAAGAGGUCUUAUGCUUGCGCGGCUGCUUGUGUCAGUGUUUCCCGAAACAUUGUCCACAUCACCACUGGGAUGCAGAAGAGAGGUUUGCUUAAUGGCUCCUUCUGGUUCACCAUGUACACGACCUAUUUCGCUAUCUUUUCCUUGCUAUUCUUUGUCAUUGAGAACCCGGAUUCUCCAACCGCCAAGGACGGUGUCCUGAAAGACGCCAUGGAGGGCAAGAACACUUUGGCCGGGCUGGCCAAGAAGAGUCUGGCUGCCGAUAGGUGUUCUCAGGGCUUAAACACCCUCUUCAAGACAUUGCCCGAGUUGUUGAAAAAUCGCCAGAGUGCGAAACCUGCUGUCAACCUCAAGCGGCCCGCGCCAAACAAUGCCGAGCCUGAGCCUAAGCCAUUGGCAGAGAAGAAUCUGCCACUUAGGUCGAGCACAUUCCCAGCACAGAUGAUGUCUCAAAAUGAACCACGAAAUCGCCGUCAACAGAGUCUGGACAACGCACACAUCAACAACCGUUCUGCCGAUACUAGUAGCCACGCCACAUGGGUGUCCACCACACCAGAGCUGUUGACGGAAACUAUGACGACCCCAGAACAUAUUUCUUCGUCCAUGAAUCCCUCCAUGCCCAACCAAGAGUCAUCGAGCUUAGCAUGGGCACAACAAUUUACCAACCCUGCCAAUCUUCCGGAUCUCAUGCCCAUGAUGUUCCCAUCCGACGAUCCAUUCGCGUACCCUACACAGCCUAUGUCCACUUUGGAAGACGACCACUUCCGUCAUGACGGCGGAAUUCCGACACAGUAUCCCUUUGACGGCACAGGCAUGGGCCCGGCUUCUCCCAGCGUUGGAGUCACUACCCCAACAUUCGAUUUCACAAACCAAUUCCCACUAAAUUCCGGCAUCAAGUCUUCAGUGCCAAGCCACCUCCGCCCCUCCCACUCCCGCAGUUCCUCCCGCAUCCACUCCCCAAUCUCUCAGGGCCAGACUCCAUCCGAAGUCUUGAGCAGUCCAGAUCUAGUCUCGAUCCCGAACCAGAACUUCGUAUGGCAAGGAUACAGCUUCCAGCCCAACAACCCUAAUAACAUGUCCGCGCCGCAACAACAAGACAUCCCCGAGCCGAAUCGGAUGCAGGGUGGAAUGCCGGAUUUCAGCGUAGGCAUGGAUGAAAACGUGGGCAUGAACAUGGACUUGGGGAUCUCGUUUGAUGAUCUCUUCGGCAACAAUCCUGCCUACCGACCUGCCCAAGGGGCGUCGAAUGACGAAUGGACUCAGUGGAUGAACACUAAUGCUUGA
Molecule: messenger RNA, 2991 nt
Organism: Penicillium soppii
Lineage: Eukaryota; Fungi; Ascomycota; Eurotiomycetes; Eurotiales; Aspergillaceae
Product: putative C6 transcription factor (Mut3)
Exons: 5
Coding region: 1-2991 (996 amino acids)
Biological process (GO): DNA-templated transcription; positive regulation of transcription by RNA polymerase II
Cellular component (GO): nucleus
Molecular function (GO): sequence-specific DNA binding; DNA-binding transcription factor activity, RNA polymerase II-specific; zinc ion binding
Source: RefSeq, a predicted model, not a curated record